UUACCAGCUAUAUAAACCUCCAUGUUGCCUCUUGCUUUGACAUCAAAAUAAUUCUUUAAUUUGUGGUGCAUACAGGGUUUUCAGCUGCAAAAAACAAUGGCACCUUCUGAAAAUCUAGCUCCUGCAGGCAGGGCCAACACGGGAAAUGGAGGAGGAGCACCUAAUGGAGUAGAAAAGCAGCAGCGCUGUCAAUUUAAUGAAGUGGUCCUGAGGAACAGGCUGACUGCCCUUCUUGUUGAUGGUAACAGGUUUUGUCGGACGAUCGAGCAAGGACUUCUUCGCGCUUAUGGAGUUGAAACCCUAGCUGUAGACAAUGGCAGGGCUGCGGUUGAGCUCAUUGCCUCGGGGGUAAAAUUCAAUCUCAUUGUCAUUGACAUGCUUCUUCCUAUCCUGAAUGGCCUUGAGGCCACAAGGCAGAUUCGUGCCAUGGGGGUGCGUUGCAAAAUGCUGGGAGUCACUGCUUGCUCCUAUGAGAGAGAAAGGGAAGCAUUUCUGGCUGCUGGGGUUGAUGUGUUCAUUGAGAAACCCCUCAGUCCCGAGAUUUUGGUACCUAUCCUGAGGGAGCUAGAUGGGCAGUGAGGAUGGCAACGGAAGACACAAUCCCUCGGAUCAGAGAACUUUCAUGUGGUUGUUGGCUGCCCAAUAAAAAUCUUACCAGCUUUAAUGUAUUUAGCUGUUUUUUAUUACCUUCGAGCGUCGUGAGUUUUGUGUUGUCUAGCGUUUUUAAUAGCUGUCGUGUGUCGCUAUGUAAUGUACCAGUAAUUACAAGAAUAAGAUUGUCCUCUAUUAUUGCUUCAUUUUCCUCACAAAAUGGCUUGAUUCAACCAUUCCUAUCUCUGUUUCCUAUGCUUAUCUUUAUCUUAAACAAAUUUUUUUUUUUUAAGAACGAAAUGCCAUCAAAUGACAAGUCAUUGGCUUUACUACGAGUUUUAUAGCCAUUGUAAUCAA
Molecule: messenger RNA, 948 nt
Organism: Durio zibethinus
Lineage: Eukaryota; Viridiplantae; Streptophyta; Magnoliopsida; Malvales; Malvaceae
Product: two-component response regulator 24-like
Biological process (GO): phosphorelay signal transduction system
Source: RefSeq, a predicted model, not a curated record